Messenger RNA from Bursaphelenchus xylophilus (pine wood nematode), 3721 nucleotides. NCBI's taxonomy places the organism in Eukaryota, Metazoa, Nematoda, Chromadorea, Rhabditida, Aphelenchoididae. The record is from the annotation of a GenBank genome assembly.
AUGAAGCGUCGCAGCAACACUCCCAUUGCUCUAGAGAAUCGUGUUUCCAGGAUGCGUCGAGCGGAUCAACCCCGAGCGAACAAGGCGUGGCACGCGGUGCUGGACUUCUUCAAAAACAACAUCCCAGAGCUCCACGUGACCGAGCAGACGUUGACCUCUCCCACCGUAAGUUCGUUUAUGAUCCGUUUUUUCGAUUUUUAGGCUGAUCUCCUCAUUUUUUGCAUUUUCAACAAAGUUAUGGCCAAUAUUAUUUUAGGGAGAUGAUGUCCGAAAAGUUUAUACCACAAUGCUGCUGUUCACGGGGAUUUGCACUCCGGCCGACCUAUUUCUAGACAAUAUGGAUCAAAUGGACGAGGAAGAGUCCGCCAGACAUGGAGCAGCACUUCUCCGCGAAAUGUAAGAGCAUGAACUUGGUGGUCUACUACAAUAUAAUUUAGGCAGAUGUUUGUCGAGAAAUUCAGCCUGGACAAGAAGCACUUCAGCAUCACGGACUUGGCCAACCCAGAGCCAGUCAGAUUCUUGGGAUUUUUGAAGGACAUGAUCAAGUUUUUUAACGUUAGAGUUGAGCGGCAGGGAGAUCUGACGGAAUUGUUUCAGAAAAGAGUAAGUUCUUCAAAAUUUGUUGUUCAAUGUUUAGGAUGAGAUUAUCAAGAGGCAAGCUGAAGCUCCAAUUCUUUUGGAGGCACUUCGAGGAGAGGAAGCCCAAUUAUUGGCAAGUUUGGACAAGAUUCGAAGGAAAAAGGUCGAUGUAAGUCAAAUGCUGAGAGAAGCGAUGAAAUUAUGGUGUUAUUAGGGUAUCUAUGGAAGAAUGGAAGGUUAUGGAAGGUGUUUUGGACUGUUUUACAAAAUUUUGGAUAUUACUUUAGAUAAAUUUUUAGAAGAAGGUUUAAAAAAAGAGUAAAGCACUGGUUGGAAAGUGAAUUUUUCUAAAGAAUAUGUAACUACAAUGCUGUUUUGAGCUUUUAGAAUUUAUUUUAGGAUGAUUGCAGUAUUUCCGGAUAUUACUUUAGGUAUAAAAAUUGAAUUUUUGAGCGAUAUUGUUAUCAUGAGCGUUGUUAAUGCUUAGAAUACUUAAAAUUUUGACGAUUAGGUGCUUUUAAACCCUUUUUGAAUUGGUUUAGGAUAAUUUUAUAUAUUACUUUAGGUAUAAAAUAUCAAUUUUUAGUCGGCCUAUCAAAUCGAACAGAUGAAAAAGCGCGAGAUUGAGUUGAAAAAGGAGAUGAACGAAUUGGACGAGCGAAUUCCCAAGGAAGAAUACGAAGUGGCCGAGGAAAAAAAGAAAGUUGAAGCGCUGAAGGAGCGCCUGAGCCAGCAAAAAGAGGAAAUUAAUGAACUGCGCGGCAAAAUGAUCCAAUCUCCGGAUCGCCAACGCGCCGAAAUGAAGCGACAGGAGGGGGAGUUGGCGAAUUUGAUGACUCGAAUUCAAAUGAGCGAGAAUUCCAUCGAAAGAUUCGCGAAACAUAUCCAUGAAUUGGAACAGGUUGAUCAUCAUUUCGACAAUUUUUGCGAGACCCUCAACCAUGUGAAACAGGAGUUUGAGACGCUGGAACAGGCCAGACGACAGUCCACUUCACUCCAAACCAAGCUGGAGAAUGUGAGAGUGAAAAGAAAAAAGAUUGAGGACGAAGCGAAGAAGCUGGAACAAAAAUACGAAGCCGAGAAGAAUAAUGAAGCCAUGAAGCAAGAAAGAAUGAACAAUGAGAUUCAACAAUACGAAUCGCUGCUUGGCCAGAUCAAUGAGUAGGUCGAGGGGGCUUUUGCACAGUGCAGAGGCGAUUUUUGGAAGUUUUGAGCGUUGUAGCGGAACUUUUUAUGAAUUUCUUUUUGUGUGAAGAAUUGAGAGGUCUAAUAGAGUUUAUUCAACGGGAGGUUUUUCAAUUUGGGGUUUACACAGUGCAUAAGAAACAGUUUUUCGAAAUUUGCACAGUGCGGUUAAACUUUUUUGAAUUUUUGCACAGUGCAAACGGAUUUUUUUGCAUUUUUGCUACGAGUAAUAAAUUUAGAGGUCUACCACAGUUUUCUGAUCGAGCCAUAUUGGAAUUUAGGUUCUGCGCUGUGCAUAACAAAGAAUUUUUCGAAUUUUGCACAGUGCAGAGGCGAUUUUUGGAAGUUUUGAGCGUUGUAGCGGAACUUUUUAUGAAAUUCUUUUUGUGUGAAGAAUUGAGAGGUCUAAUGGAGUUUGUUCAACGAGAGAUAUUUCAAUUUAGGGUUUGCACAGUGCAUAAAAGACAGUUUUUCGAAAUUCGCACAGUGCAGAGCAGAUUUUUGGAAAGUUUAGGCAUUGCAAUGGGACUUUUCUUGAAUUUCAUUUUGUAUGAAGAAUUGAGAGGUCUAAUGGAGUUUGUUGAACGAGAGAUUGUUCAAUUUAGGGUUUGCACAGUGCUUAAAAAAGAUUUUUCGAAUUUUGCACAGUGCAGAGGCGAUUUUUGGAAGUUUUGAGCGUUGUAGCGGAACUUUUUAUGAAUUUUGUGUUAUAUGAAGUAUUAAGAGGGUCAAUAGUUUGUUUCUAAACAAGCCAUAUUUUAAUUUAGGGUUUGCACAGUGCAUAAAAAAUAGUUUUUCGAAAUUUGCACAGUGCAGAGACGAUUUUUGGAAGUUUUGAGCGUUGUAGCGGAACUUUUUAUGAAUUUCUUUUUGUGUGAAGAAUUGAGAGGUCUAAUAAAGUUUAUUCAACGAGCCAUAUUUUAAUUUAGGGUUUGCCCAGUACAUAAGAAACAGUUUUUCGAAAUUUGCACAGUGCAGAGGAGAUUUUUGGAAGUUUUUUGCGUUGUAGCGGAACUUUUUAUGAAUUUUGUGUUAUAUGAAGAAUUAAGAGGGUCAAUAGUGUGUUUCUGAACGAGCCAUAUUUUAAUUUAGGGUUUGCACAGUGCUUAAAAAAGAUUGUUUCGAAAUUUGCACAGUGCCGGGGAGAUUUUUGGAAGUUCUGAGCGUUCGAUAAAAGGCGGAACUUUUAUCGAAUUUCUGUUUGUGUGAAGGAUUGAGAGGUCUAAUAGAGUUUAUUCGACGAGAGGUAUUUCAAUUUAGAGUUUGCACAGUGCAUAAAAAAGAGUUUUUCGAAUUUCGCACAGUGCACUUCAAACUUUCUUCUUAUUGCACGUUUCGCAAAUUGGAUUUUUGGAUAUUAAAAUGUGGAUUAGAAAUGGAUUUACUUGAGGUUUUGUCACACAAAAUUUUCAGAAAAACUUUCUCUGGAACUAUGCAAAAUCUGAAAACUUUGUUUUUGCACAGUGCAUUUUUAUUUAUUUUUUUUAUUUUUUGCACCGUGCAGACGUUUUUUUACUUGAUGGAAAUAAAUUUGUUUUUCAGACGAAAAGAAGAGCUGGCUGCCCGAUUAUCAAAAAUCGAAUCGGCGAUUGUUACAGUAGAGGGCCAAAUUGAAACCCUGAGGCAAGUUGUGAAGGAUUAUAAUGUGGAAGGAGCCCUCAAAAAGUAUGAAGAAGAGAAAAGUCAACUUGAAAACAAGGUAAAUUUUAUUCAAAUUUUGUUUUUUUGAGAUUUGAAAAAAAAAAAUUUUUUAAUUUUUUUUUUUUUUCAGAUGGUCGAAUUGCUCGAUUUGAAACUCGCAUUGAUGAAUGACAUCCGAAAACUCCAAAAAAUUGAUGAAAACACAAAGGCGAAGCUGGCUGAAGCCCUAAAAAUCCAUCAAGAAAGGGUGAAUGGACGCAAGAAAAUGGUCGAGGAACGGCAGAAAAUAUCCGGAUUCAAAAUUACUCAAAAAUGA